Messenger RNA from Lucilia sericata (common green bottle fly), 764 nucleotides. RefSeq names its product 60S ribosomal protein L26 (gene RpL26). The record is from RefSeq and is a predicted model, not a curated record. Gene Ontology annotation, cellular component: ribosome; cytosolic large ribosomal subunit. The coding region runs from base 143 to 592 and encodes 149 amino acids. Gene Ontology annotation, molecular function: structural constituent of ribosome; RNA binding. Lineage: Eukaryota; Metazoa; Arthropoda; Insecta; Diptera; Calliphoridae. Gene Ontology annotation, biological process: cytoplasmic translation; ribosomal large subunit biogenesis. The transcript has 2 exons.
GUGUUGUGUUUGGUUUGACGUUUAUGAAACUCAACGAAAUGUUGUUUGACAUCUUUUUACUUCCGACAGUGCAACUGUCAAAUUCUUUCUUUUUCGUAUUUUUACGAUAGUUGUUUGGUUGAACACAACUAGAGCCGCCAACAUGAAAUUGAACAAGUUUGUAACCUCUUCUCGCAGAAAGAACCGCAAGCGCCAUUUCCAGGCUCCUUCCCACAUUCGUCGUCGUCUUAUGUCUGCUCCCCUUUCCAAGGAGUUGCGUCAAAAGUACAACGUCCGUUCCAUGCCAAUCCGCAAGGACGAUGAAGUCCAAGUAGUGCGUGGUCACUUCAAGGGCAACCAAGUUGGCAAAGUUGUCCAAGCCUAUCGUAAAAAGUUCGUCGUUUACAUUGAGAAGAUCCAACGCGAAAAUGCCAAUGGCACCAAUGUCUAUGUCGGCAUUCACCCCUCCAAAUGUUUGAUUGUCAAAUUGAAAUUGGACAAGGACCGUAAGGCCAUUUUGGAACGUCGCGGCAAGGGACGUUUGGCUGCUUUGGGCAAGGACAAGGGCAAAUAUACCGAAGAGACUGCCGCUCAGCCCAUGGAAACUGCUUAAACAAGCAAACAAACUGUCUACCUUUAGUUUAUAUAGUUGUGCUUCUACUGCUGUCAAAUGGUUUGAAUCCCUCUGCCGUUUUUCAUUUAAAUAUCAAGACGAACGUGAUUGUGAAGCGUUUUAUUUUUUAUUAAAUAAAAUUGGAAGUUUUAUUUCUUUUUAUUAAAGAAGA